UAAAAAUUCGAUCGUUUAAAAUUGCCGCGGGUAGUUGCCUCUCGUCUGUGUACGAGACUCAACGAGAGAAACGUAGUACUUCGCACGCUUCGGCAAAAUGAAUCUGGGAAGGGUGGCUAAUAUUAACGUUUUCCGCAAAAUCCGACAGCUUGAGUCACUGGCCAAACCUGGUAGUUUACUCGUGCGAAGUAAUCUGGCACAAUUUCCCAGAUUUACUUCAAGCUUCGCCAAUCUGAACCGUUGUGCGAUUCCCAACGUAAACAGCUACGCAAAAUGCCGUAUUUUAUCCAAGCUACCUUCGCAAUCGGCAAUCGGCGUGAUUCAAACUCGUGCUGUGAGUGCUCAUGGUGAUCAUGUACGCUUAUGGGUGGUUGAGCGACUGGUAUCGAUAUCCCUGCUAACACUGAUACCGCUUGCCCUGGUCACGGAAUAUAAACUUUGUGACGUACUAAUGGCAGUUGCUGUGAUUAUGCACACACACUGGGGAUUGGAGGCUAUCAUCCUUGAUUACGCACGGCCCAUUGUAGUAGGUCCAAUAGUCCCAAAAGUAGCGUUCUUCACACUGUAUCUACUCUCCGCUGCCACUCUUGCUGGCCUGCUCGUACUCGUCUACAACGGCCCAGGUAUCUCGAAGGUCAUUAAACAGGGCUGGGCAAUAGGUAAGGAGAGAAGUAAAGAGAAGUAAAUAUCGUUGCACAGCAGCCGAUAUGAUUUUGCACUAUGUAUUAAGAAAUUGUUAAGAUAGUUUAUGUAAAUUAUUCAGGAAUAAAUUGUACAUUACU
Messenger RNA from Ooceraea biroi (clonal raider ant), 782 nucleotides. It is a transcript of the gene SdhD, whose product is annotated as succinate dehydrogenase, subunit D. Gene Ontology annotation, molecular function: heme binding; ubiquinone binding. Gene Ontology annotation, biological process: tricarboxylic acid cycle; mitochondrial electron transport, succinate to ubiquinone. The record is from RefSeq and is a predicted model, not a curated record. NCBI's taxonomy places the organism in Eukaryota, Metazoa, Arthropoda, Insecta, Hymenoptera, Formicidae. Gene Ontology annotation, cellular component: mitochondrial envelope; respiratory chain complex II (succinate dehydrogenase); membrane.